This is a messenger RNA of Macadamia integrifolia, 1644 nucleotides long. RefSeq names its product myb family transcription factor PHL7-like. NCBI's taxonomy places the organism in Eukaryota, Viridiplantae, Streptophyta, Magnoliopsida, Proteales, Proteaceae. The record is from RefSeq and is a predicted model, not a curated record. The transcript has 7 exons. The coding region runs from base 542 to 1402 and encodes 286 amino acids. Gene Ontology annotation, molecular function: DNA binding; DNA-binding transcription factor activity.
GUAAUUAAUAACAACAACCGCAAAAACCCUAGCUUUCCCUUUUACUUAAGAGGGAGAGAGAGAAAGCGAUAACGUGUGAAGAUUCUCUCUCUAAUCAAACCCUAACAAUUCUGAGCUUAUGUUCGAAUUGUCCGUAUUUGAUUUCUCCCUUUCGCUUUCAGUUGCAGAGCUUCACCUGCCCUUUCGACUUUCGUUCGCUCUAACGCACCAUUUUUGGGCUGGUGAUUCAGAGUUUUUGACGCUUCAAUUGCUAUUUCGAGUGUCUAUUGUUUCUGUAAUUGGUGUUUCGUUGUCAGAGAUUUGAAUUUUGAGGUCUAGAUCUCAUUUUGCUCUGCGUUGGAUUGAAUGCGGUGAAUGAUGUCUUUGUCGCUUCAUUCAAUAGCUUAGCUGUGGUGAAAGAGAUGAGCACUUGGAUGAGGUGUUUAUUUGAAGCUUUUUGGAUUUUCGAAGGGUUGCUCGGGAUUGGGAUUGGGAUUGGGGUUGGGAUUUCUCGGAACUUGUAGAUAUUUGUCCGGAGAAAGGUUUCGGCAGAUUAUCCAUCAUGUUUCAUCCGAAGAAAGUCACACAAAUUGGCGUAGUGCCUCAUAAGGCUCAGAGUGCUGAUCAACUUGCAAAUGUUGGAGUAUUGGGGGGAUCCACAAUAAACAAUUCAGCUCCUCCUGGUGGGACUGGAAAGCAACGAUUGCGGUGGACUUCAGAUCUUCAUGAUCGCUUUGUAGAUGCCAUCACACAACUUGGAGGACCAGAUAGAGCAACACCAAAGGGCGUUUUGAGGGUGAUGGGUGUACCCGGCCUUACGAUAUAUCAUGUGAAAAGUCAUUUACAGAAAUACCGCCUCGCAAAAUACCUGCCAGAAUCUCCGGCUGACGGUUCUAAAGAGGAGAAGAAAGAUUCUGGCGACAGCCUCUCUAGCAUGGAUUCUGCCCCGGGGGUACAAAUCAAUGAGGCACUGAAGAUCCAGAUGGAAGUGCAAAAGCGUCUUCAUGAACAGCUUGAGGUGCAAAGACAGUUACAACUUAGAAUUGAAGCUCAGGGAAAGUACUUGCAGAAGAUCAUUGAAGAACAGCAAAAACUAGGUGGUGCACUAGGCGCCUCUGAGCCAUCCUUGGCCGAGGAAAAGCAGACGCCAUCCCCGUCCCCACCGGAUCCCCUACUUGACUCCUCUCCUCUUCUAAAGAAGCAGAGGGUGGAUGAUGGGUCAAUGCAUCCUGCUCCUUCCGUGAUCCCACCUAGGACAGACAAAAAGCCUGAUUUCAUUGGUCAGUGGGAUCAAGACUUAUAUGGGAGUGAUGUUGGGUUUGGAUUCGAUGUGGAGACAGAGAUCAAGGGGAAGAAUGAAACCGUGUUGGAGCAUAAGGUGCCACAUGCACCAGAGCUGCCCAAUGUUACAGGAGGGAUUUGAUCUUAACCAAUCCUUGCAACAGUAGUUAUCAGUAGGUUGGUCAAUGGUAAGUAGUUGCUACUAAUUGAUACAUGCAUCUCAUUUUUUAUGUAUCUUCCAGACAUGCAUAUGGCUCAUUGCCUUUUGCAAAUACUAGGUAGGGCAGCUGUUAAUCUUGCUUGUAUAAUUUACCCUGUAAUCCAUUUGUAAUUAUAAUUAUAUAUGAUACAAAAAUCAGCUAGUUCCUUUUUUCUCUUUUGACA